Molecule: messenger RNA, 1866 nt
Organism: Papilio polytes (common Mormon)
Lineage: Eukaryota; Metazoa; Arthropoda; Insecta; Lepidoptera; Papilionidae
Product: extradiol ring-cleavage dioxygenase-like
Exons: 1
Coding region: 91-1014 (307 amino acids)
Molecular function (GO): zinc ion binding; ferrous iron binding; oxidoreductase activity, acting on single donors with incorporation of molecular oxygen
Source: RefSeq, a predicted model, not a curated record
CUGUGAUCGACUUUUCCAGGAAAAUUGUCUAUAAUUUUCGGUUUUCCUUCGAGUUUUGUUAAAUGUAAGAAACUUUUAAAUACCUAAUUCAUGCUUAUUAUAAAUACAUUAACUGUUUUUAUACAAAUAGUGUUCGUAGUGUUUAUGUCCUUAGUGUCUAUGAACAUAGUACGAUAUUUUACAAGCAACAGAGCAAUGAGUGUCUUAGCCCCAUCAAUUUUCGUGAAUCACGGUGGUGGUCCAAUGCCAUUACUUGGCGAUAAGGAACACGAAGGAUUGACUAUAUUCUUGCGUGACGAAGUUAAGAAGCAUUUAGAUUUAAAACAGUUAAAAGGUAUUAUCUUAGUUACUGCACAUUGGGAAGAGAAUAAAGUGACAAUAUCAUCAGGUAAACAUCACGAUUUAUAUUUCGACUACUACGGUUUCCCGCCCGAAUCGUAUAAAUACAAAUACGACGCUCCUGGGAAUCCAGAACUGGCUGGUAAAUUAAAAAAAACAUUGGACAGUGCAGGCAUACAGUGUAAACUUGAUCCGAAAAGAGGUUGGGACCAUGGAGUAUUUGUUCCCAUGAUGUUAAUAAAUCCAGCUGCAGAUAUACCUAUAAUACAAGUAUCAGUACUUAAUAACCAAAACCCUGAAGAGCAUUACAACCUCGGGAAGGCUUUAUAUGAAUUUCGGAAAGAGGGAAUUGCAAUUAUAGGCUCCGGUAUGUCAUAUCACAAUAUGAGAGAGUUUAGAAAUAGUAGAAAUAAGAAACAAGUUGUUAACAAGGAGUUUGAUGACUUUUUGAAUGAAGUUUGUACUGCGGACAGCGAAGAGAAGAGAAAAUCUGGUUUGUUAUCCUGGAGGUUGCAACAAGGGGCUGAUGAAGCUCACCCACCUCGUGCAGCGGAGCAUUUCAUGCCCCUAAUAGUUAUAGCGGGUGCAGGAGGCUCUACACAAGGCCAGAGGAUUUUUAACUGGGAUAUGGGUGGUACAUUCCGUUUAAGUGGGUUCAUUUGGAAAGCAUUGUAAUUACCAAAUGCAAUUUUUAACACAAUAAGGAUAAAUGGGACUAGCUUUAUAUUUUUACUGACUUUCUACAAUUAAAAAACCUAUCUAAAACAAUUUGUCAAAACUUAAAAGUUGAUAUGGCAGGGGAGGGGACACAAUAUCUCCUAUGUAGCCACAUAUCUCCUAUUAAGCCACAAUUUUUCUAUUGGUUAUUGGUUUUUAACAUGAAAAAUACUAAUUUUUGAUCAAUACCAUUUGGCUUUGGCCGGAGAAGGGGACUCAACAAUGUAUAUGUAGACAAUUCUAAACCACUUUUUGCUAUUAACAUCUGUUUUUAUUUAAUUAACUUUAUAUAUGUUAAAUAUUAAAUUAAGUGGAUUUGGCAGGGGAGGAGACUCAACAAUGAAUAUGUAGGAAAUUCUAAACCUAAAAUAGCAAAAAUGCUAUUUACACCUUCUGUUUUUAUGUAAUUAACUUUAUUAAAGUUAAAUACUAAUUGUCAAUACUUUAAAAAGUACAUUUGACGGGGCCAGGAGACAUGUAAAAAUGACUAUGUAGAUUUUGGUUAUUGUAUGUUCAUGUAUGUUAUAAUUAAUUGUGUUAAUUUUUAAAGUUUUGUAUUGCUUCUAUAGUUUGUGAGAUGUGAGAGACCCAAAGUAUGGGAUAUGUCCUUUCUAUGUCCACUCUGUUGGUUAAAUAGACAAUAUCUGCAAAUAGACUUGUGGUGAAUUUCAGGUGCCACUUGUUGGUCAUCUUAUAAAAACAAAAAGCAGUUUUUAUAAGUUGACAGUGGAAAUUCACAAAAAAAAACACUUUUUACACAAAAUUAUAAUAGUUACGGGUAAUUAUAAUUUAGUAAGGAACCAAAGUUUA